AAAUUCAUAUUUGUAUCCUAAGUUCCUAACCUAAAUAGUUCGUAUAAUCGGUGAUAUAAUAUUAGUAAAAAAUGUCUAAUAGCAAUUUAUUCUUGAAAUCCGGCUUCGUAAGAGCACCACUUCAAAAUGGUGUCGGCCGUUAUGUUUGUCAGUUACAAAGGAUUGUGUUGAAGUUCUGCAAAAGUCAUGGAGGAAGUCGAGGACUACGAGAUUACAUAGAACAAGAUUUAGUCGACUUUGCAUCAAACAAUCCAAGUGUGGUUGUAUACUUAAAGCCACGCAGACAUCGGAGCCCUGUUGUAGUUGCUGAGUAUUUAAACGGUGACAGAGUAUGGAUGAGUAUGCAUAAUAAAACCCAUUCGGAAAUAACAAAAUGGAUCGAAGUAAUACGUACACAACAGGGUGAUGUCUCCGCAACUAGACUACGAAAGUAUCAGUACACCGAUUAUCCAUCAAUUCAAGGUCCAUGGACACCGUUCACAUAUAAAGAUCCUAAAUUAAAUAUAGUCGAGUUACCCAAUGCUGAAUUCGGUGCUAACAACAGAUUACCAAUGACGGCAACUGAACAAUUAAAGAUUAUGUUCGAGAAGAAACAAUUAGAGAUAAAACCAAUAGAUGAAUAGAUUCCUGUCUUCUUCUUAUGUUUGAGGUAUUUAUAAUACAUUGAAUAUCAUUUAGUGCUUUUAACCGAACUAGGAUUGUAAUAGACACAUCUCUACAUAUGUAUGUAAGUACUGCAUCAAAUCUUACCUUUGUGUUAUUUUAUUACGGAGUUAUAAAGUGGGUUUUAUUUAUGUUGAAUUAAAAUUCUAAAGAUAUGGAAAUUGCUUAAUUUUCUUAGCCUUUCAAAUACGUAGUUUUAACCCUUAGUAGCGUGAUUUACAUACGAAAGUGAUUUAUAUUUAAUAUUACUGUGUUUGCUUGAUAAAAUAAAACAAUAAUUUUUUAUUUUUUUAAUUCGGUUGGAAAGAAUAUUAAACAACAGUAAAAUAGGUACAGCCAACCUAUAAAACUAAUAGUAAUGUGAACAUUUGGUUUAAAAGAUUGGUAUCAAAAUUGAAACUCUAGGCUAAUAAGGGUUAACUUAGUACUUCCAUCUCUGUUAAUCUUUUUUAAACACACUUAAGGCACUUCACCUCCACAUCCUCCAAUAUAUUAAGUUCUCUGAUAUAAUAUUUAAACUUAAAUUUGUUUUUUGUUUUAAAAAUGUUCCCGUAAAUUACCACUGGUUUUAAGACUUAUAUUAUCUUUUUGAGUUAUUCGUAUUUUUGUUCUAAUAUUACGACUUCAAUUUAUAUUAUAUACUUAAGCCGUAGAAAUAUUCAAAUG
Papilio xuthus (Asian swallowtail) is the source of this 1329-nucleotide messenger RNA. It is a transcript of the gene mRpL43, whose product is annotated as mitochondrial ribosomal protein L43. Lineage: Eukaryota; Metazoa; Arthropoda; Insecta; Lepidoptera; Papilionidae. Bases 72 to 623 code for a protein of 183 amino acids. Gene Ontology annotation, cellular component: mitochondrial large ribosomal subunit. The record is from RefSeq and is a predicted model, not a curated record. Gene Ontology annotation, molecular function: structural constituent of ribosome. Gene Ontology annotation, biological process: mitochondrial translation. The transcript is spliced from 3 exons.